CGGAGAAGGGAUGAGCCGGAGAGAAUCGGGGCUUUAUCCGGCUCACGCCCGCUGUGGACUGAGCCUGAUAAGCCGAGAAUCACCAUAGUCUGACGACAGGGUGUCAAGACAAGAAUAAAGUCGAGGACAACUCAGACCACUGGUGGAGGCGUUCGACGAGAAAGCAAGGCUUUCAGCCGGGAGUCGAGGUGGAGGUGGAGGGGUUGGGGAGCGGAGCCGGAAAUAGGAAACUACAGCUCACAGAAGGCGUAGCGGCAAGGUCCCGCAUGCUGGGGUCGUGAAGCCUGAUGGGAAAGGUAGUUUUGCGACCGACUUAACCUAGAGGUUAGCGAGGUUGGAAGUUCUGAGGCCCGGGGCUCCCGGAGUCGGAGAGAGAUGGAACUGGAGCAGAGAGAAGGGGACUGGGGUCCGUACUCGAGCAUCCUGGGGGAAAAGGCUACGGGUCUAGACUCCUGGAUCUGACAGGCGAGGCGGUUGGAGGUCAGGACUCCUGGGUCUGAGUGAGGGCUUGGGGGACUCGAACUCCCCGUGGGACUCGGGAAGAAGGGGUCUGGACUCCUCGAUACUGGGAAGCGGGUGCUGGGGCCCUGGACUCCUGGAUCCUGGGAGGAAGGGGUCGGGGCUCGAACUCUUCUGGAUCCUGGGAAUGGUGGGCUGGGGGCCUCGGACUCCUGCAUCAGAGAGAGGAGGAGUCUGGGAGUUGGGCUCCUGGUCUGUGGGAGGAGGGACUAAGGGCUAGGUAUUCAGGGUCCCUGAGCCCACUGACUCUACAGGACCAUGGCAUCUGUGGGCUUUGAAGAGUUCUCAGCGCCGCCAGGCUCAGAGUUGGCGCUGCCUCCUUUGUUCGGUGGUCACAUCCUGGAGAGCGAGCUUGAGACAGAAGUGGAGUUUGUGUCUGGGGGUCUGGGUGGCUCCGGGCUCCGGGAGCGAGAUGAAGAGGAAGAGGCAGCCCGGGGCCGGCGGCGGCGCCAGCGGGAACUAAACCGCAGGAAGUACCAGGCGCUAGGUCGACGCUGCCGGGAGAUCGAGCAGGUGAACGAGCGGGUCCUGAACAGGCUCCAUCAGGUACAGAGGAUAACUCGGAGACUCCAGCAGGAGCGGAGGUUCCUCAUGAGGGUGCUGGACUCCUACGGUGAUGACUACCGCGCCAGCCAGUUCACCAUCGUGCUGGAGGACGAGGGCAGCCAGGGCACAGACGCCCCCACCCCAGGCAACGCUGAGAACGAGCCUCCAGAGAAAGAGGGGCCGUCCCCGCCUAGAAGGACGCCCGCACCCCCAGAACCUGGCAGCCCGGCCCCUGGCGAGGGGCCCAGCGGGCGGAAGAGGCGGCGAGCACCCCGGGACGGCCGCCGAGUGGGAGCUGCGCUGACUCCAGAACUGGCCCCGGUGCAGAUCAAGGUCGAGGAAGACUUCGGCUUUGAAGCAGACGAGGCCCUAGACUCCAGCUGGGUUUCUCGGGGGCCUGACAAACUGCUGCCCUACCCAACCCUAGCCAGCCCCGCCUUUGACUGACACCCCCCCCCCACCGCAGUAAACCAAC
Molecule: messenger RNA, 1540 nt
Organism: Mesoplodon densirostris (Blainville's beaked whale)
Lineage: Eukaryota; Metazoa; Chordata; Mammalia; Artiodactyla; Ziphiidae
Gene: TFPT
Product: TCF3 fusion partner
Exons: 6
Coding region: 778-1512 (244 amino acids)
Biological process (GO): apoptotic signaling pathway; apoptotic process; positive regulation of apoptotic process
Cellular component (GO): Ino80 complex
Molecular function (GO): DNA binding
Source: RefSeq, a predicted model, not a curated record